AUGAGUUUUUACAGUGAAACUUUAGAAUACAAUAAUCAAACUAAAUUAAAUAACAUUCAUUUCAACAAUAACAAAACAUUAACUGAAUUAACUGAAUUUACAAAUACUAGUGAUAAUAAUAAUUAUUUUGGAAUUACAGAACUGUUGGAUUUUAAUCAAUUUCAAUUUAUUGAUACUACUACAAUAUCCGAAACGGAUCAAUCAGAAUUAAAUUUAAAUUCAGACGAAGAUAGUAAUUCAAUUACAUUUGAUGAUUAUUUUGAUAUAAUGUCAGUUGAAGAUAAUGAAAAACAAAAAGAUGAUGAUGAUAUUAAUACUGAUAUCACUACAAAUUCAAGUAAUAAAUCUUCACCUAUUGUAAAACAACAACAAAUUAUUAAUACAAAUUUUCAUGAUUCAAAUUCAAACUCAAAUUCAAGAAGAUCAUCAAUUGUUCCAAAUAGAAGUAUAGGAGUUUCAAAUCUUUCACCUUCAAUUAAUUCUCAAAUUUCAAAUUUAAAUUUAAAUCAAUCAAUAAUAAAUUCAAGUUUCAGAAAUUUAAGGGGUGAUGAUAAUAAAAAUGUUAACACAUUUCAAAAACCGAAAUUUUCAAAUUCAAUUAAUGUAAAUUUAGCUAAUACAACAACAACUAAUACACCAUUAUCAUCUUCUUCAUCAUUGAAAACUAAAAAUAUAUAUGAUAUUCAAAAUAAUACAUUAAAUUCAUUAUCACAAUUACCUCCUUCAUUAUAUGAUAAUCAAUAUAAUGUAAUGAAUACACAAAAUGUGCAACAUACUAAAUCAUUUGGUGAUGAUAAUGCUACCAAUUUUAAUCAUAAUAUUUCUGGAAAAAAUUCUUUUAUUUUACAACACAAUUACAAUAACAAUCCUUUAUUAGUUAAUUUGGCAACAACAACUACAUCAACUGAUUCAAAUUUACAACUACUUCAACACCAUCAACAGUUACAACAACAACAGUAUCAACCUCAGCAACAACAACUUUAUCAACAGCAGCAGCUACAACAACAACAAUACCAACAAAUCCAACAUCAAUUUCAACAACCAUCAACUCAAUCAACUCAAUCUCAACUUCAUCAUUUAUUUACAAAUGAAUAUCAAACUCAACUAAAUUAUGAUCAACAUACUAAAACACCUAAUUUGUCAUCAUCAUUGCCUUUAUCAAGUUCAUCUUCUACAUCAUUAACAAAUUUAUCAGUUCCUAUAUUACCAAGUAGUAGUAAUAAUUCAUUACAAAAUACAAAAUUGAAUAUAAUAUCAAAUUUAAAUAAAUCUUUAAAUACAAUUGGAUCAUCAUUAAAUUUUAAAUCAAAAUCAUCAAUUGAAUCAAUGACUGCAAAAUUAUUACCAAAAGAUUCUAGAGCAAUUGAAGUUAGUGGUAGUGUUGGUAAUGAAAUCGGUCAAACAAAUACCACUACUUCUUUAUCAACUAGUGCAAUUACUGCUUCAUCAUCAUCAUCAAAUGAUCAAACGAAUAAUAUACAAUCAUCAUCAUCUUCGCCAAAUUUAUCUACAACAAACUUACAGUAUAAUGAAAAAACUAAAAGAAGAAAACAUAAAAAUUCAAAAUUAGGUUGUCCAAAUUGUAAAAAGAGAAGAGUUAAAUGUUCAGAAGAUUUACCAUCAUGUAUUAAUUGUAUUAAACAUAAAGUGAAAUGUGGUUAUUUGGAUUACACUGAAGAACAAUUACAAGAAUUAAGAGAAGCUAAACAACAAAAUCAAAUUCAAAAAUUGACUCAACCAAGAAGUGCAACUGAUUCACAUAAAUUAAUUCAAAGAUCAUCAUCAACUAGUAGUAUAAGAAAUAAGAAUGAAGAUGAAAAUGAAUCUGAUGGAGGAGAAGAUCAAUUAAAUAUUGGUGGUAGUAAUGCUGCUAAUAGAAUUAUCAAACCUAAAACUAAACGACAACCAUCAAAUUCUUCAAUUAGUAAAUUAUCAGAUCAAUCAACUCGAAGAUUAUCAACUUCUAAAAAACCAAAUAGUAGUAAUAAAAAUUUACCAACUUUAGGAUCAAUAAGUAAAAAAGAUGAUGAUGAAAUAAUUGAUUCAACUAAAAAUAAAUUAAAUCUAAGUCGUCAAAAUCCAAAUAGGAAAAGUGUAACUCAAAAUUUUGAUAAUCUAUUAACUAUGAAAGAUGAAGGUGAAAUCAUUUAUCCAGUUUAUAAAUUACAAACAGAAUCAAAAUCUCCUGAUGAUGAAAAAGAUAAAUUAAAAUUACCAACAACUCAAUUAAAAGAUGAUUUUAAUAUUGAAUCUCCUUCAAAUUAUCAAACACCUCAACAAUUUCAUCUGGCUACACCACUUGACAUGAUGUAUAAUCAAUAUAAUUCUCAAGCUUUAUCAGGUGCUAUUAAUCAACAAUCGACUUUUAAAUGUAUCAAGAGGAAAAAAAUAAAUUAUUCUGAAUAUUUAUUAAAAGUUUUAAAUACUGUUGGUCCUGCUAUUCAUAAAGGAGAAGCAAAUUUAUUUCAAAUUAGAGAAUUAUAUACUUUAUGGUUAAACAGUUUUAUUUAUAAAGCUUAUACAAGUGAAUUAAUGUUUAAUGUAUUAUUAAAUCUUAGCGCUAAUUAUUUAAUUACAAAUUGUUUUAAUGAUUCAUACAAGUAUUAUAGUUCUGAUGGAGAAAUAUCACUGAUUAAUAGAGGUAUUGAAUUAGAAAGAGUUAGACAAAUUUGUUUAGUUAAAUCUAUUCAUUAUUAUGCUGAAGUUAUACAACAUUUAAGAACUAUGUUAAAUACAAAUUCAGAUCCUGAUAUUGCUGGUUCAGUAUCAUAUAUUUUAAGUUUAAUGUCAGUUUAUGAUCCAGAAAGUUCAUUAAAUUCAACUGUUUGUUUUAGAGAAGGAUUAUUUGGAGUUUUAACUUAUAAUAUGAAUUCAUCUAUAAAAGUUGGUAGAUAUCCUCCAAAAUUAGUUUCAACUCAUUUAAAAUUAAUGACAAAUAUAGUAUCAUCUAUACAUUUUCCUGGUUAUGAUCCAACUUUCAUAAUAGAAUGUCAACUGUUAUUUAUAAGAUUUGGUGAAAUCUUAUUACCAAUGAUUGAACAUAGUAGAACAAAUUCAACUUCAAAUCAAUAUUUAACUCAUCAAUUUUUAGAAUUAAAAUAUAAAGAAUUAUUAAAAUUUUUAAAUGAAUCAAUUGAUCAUUAUUUACCACAAAUUAAUAAUAAUUUAUUUGAUAUGGAAUUACAACAAAGAUUAUUAUAUGAAAUGAUUAUAAAAUGGGUUAGAAUGUUUCCUGGUAAAUUCAUUGCAAAUAAAAAAACUCAAGGUCCAAUGGAAAAAAUCCUAUAUUUAUUUUAUAAAUUAGUUAAAAAAUCAUUAUUAGCUAUUUUUCCUCAAAUUAAAUUUUUCUUUUUAAGAGAUUUUGAUAGUCCUUUAAUGAUGGAUGUAUUUGCAAGUGAUGAUGAUUAUGAUAUUUAUAAAUUUGAAAUUGAAAAUCCUUCUACUAUAAAAUUUGAUUUUAAAAUUUAUCAACCUUUUAUAAAUGAAUUAAAAUAUAUUUCAUCAUAUUUAAUAAGAACUAUAAAUUUUUUUCAAUUAAGAUUAAGUUUAUUAUAUAAAUUUUUAGUUGAACAUAUGUCAUCUCAAACAGAUUUUAAAAUUAUGGAAAUAAAUCAAUGGAGAAAUAAUAUAAGUGAUAUAAUGAAAAUAAGACAUGAAUUUAUUGAAAAAAUUGGUAUAAAAGAAAUUCAAAUAACAUCAUUUGCAAAACAAUAUAUUAGAAAACAAAAUUAUCCUCAAAGAUCAAUUGGUUAUGAAAUAAAUGUUAAUGAAUUAAUUGAAAGUUCAAUAAUUGAUGAUGGUAAUAUAGAUUUUAUGAAAUUACAACCACUGGGUUUUUUAAAAGAUGAUUUUGAUAUUAGAAAAGAUCAUCAAAGUUAA
Molecule: messenger RNA, 3879 nt
Organism: Lodderomyces pseudojiufengensis
Lineage: Eukaryota; Fungi; Ascomycota; Pichiomycetes; Serinales; Debaryomycetaceae
Gene: ECM22
Product: Ecm22p
Exons: 1
Coding region: 1-3879 (1292 amino acids)
Biological process (GO): regulation of transcription by RNA polymerase II
Molecular function (GO): DNA-binding transcription factor activity, RNA polymerase II-specific; zinc ion binding
Source: RefSeq, a predicted model, not a curated record